AUGCUUGAAGCUGAUGAAGCAUACUUUAAAGAACAUGAUAAAGAUGUAUGUAAAAAAUAUUUACAACGUAUAGUACCAAUAAAAAUUUGGUUUGAAAUGAAAAUUGAUAUAACAGGUGUUGAGAUUUCUCGACUUUAUACACAACCUAAAGAUAUUUGCGAUAUACAUCGUGAAUUUUCAACAAUUUCUCCAUUAUUUUCAAUUGCUGCUGCUUUUGGUAAUGUUAAAGAAAAAUUAAAUUCAACAUGUAAUAAACUUAUUUUUCUUGUUUUUCAUGAUGGUUCUAGUUCAACAAAAGAUGAAAUAAAAACGAUUGUUCAAAAUGAAUAUUAG
Adineta steineri is the source of this 333-nucleotide messenger RNA. The record is from the annotation of a GenBank genome assembly. NCBI's taxonomy places the organism in Eukaryota, Metazoa, Rotifera, Eurotatoria, Adinetida, Adinetidae.